CAAAUAUAGAACGGCUUGUUUAACACCUGCUACAUCCGGGCAAUAUCGGCAGUAAGGUCACACAGACGGUGCCGAAAUGUUUCGAACCGUUUGCAACAGCUUUGGGAAGAAGCGAGGUGUGGCCCAGUUGUAUGGAAUUACCAGGUUGAGUGUUGGACAGGCAAGAUGUAACACUACAUCUGUACAGGCAACAGGCAGCAAGGGUGAAGCGCCACUGUGGAACGAGGAGGACGGGUGGGUGGUGCUGGACCCACCCUCGGACACCGCGGUGGUGGAGAGAUUGGCCAAGCAGGAGGACUGGAGCAAUGUGCACUACCUGACACGCCCCGACCUCUCCCAGCAGGAGAAACAGUGGUUCAAGGAGGCCUACAAAAGCCCCUACAAACCUUACCCCCCAGAGAAGUUCCUGUUGAAGAGGGGAGGUAAUGUUGUGGUGGAAUAUGUCCGUGUUCCUGUUGGGACAACAAGGCGACAGAUGAUAGAAAAAAGCUUUGAGGCUCCGGAGGACGAAAAAGACAUCGCUCCCUUUGACCUAAAGAAGCAGUGGGCUUGGGCCAAUAAAGUUCUGUUUGGACCCCAGAGAGACAUGAAGAACUACCCCAGCUAUGUCGACCCAGGCACAGUACCCAGGCCCGAGAUUGUCCACAAAUUUGUUCCCAGAUCCUUAUUUGAUGCCAUGGUACCAUAUAGUGGAGUCACAGGGUUCUAUGUGCUGUCCGUGGGCGGUGUGUUUGCUCUGGUUGGUAAGGGCGUGAUCGUGUCCACCUAUGCCCUCUCCUACUUCUUUUACUUUGGUAUUGCAUGGGCAUUUACCAAACUUCCUCCAGUCAGACGUUUCCUAGACAACAGAGUUCCUCAACUUACCAACAGAUUAAAUGAGAUGUAUUACGUGGGCCCUAUUCAACAAAAGAAGGAUCACAUCAGUGCGUGUAUAGCAGCCGCCCAACAGACCAAGGACAUGAUUCAGCAGCUGCCCAAGCUCUACGACGUUCAAAUUGAAAACGUUGAUCUUCAGCUGGAGAACAACUACAGAGACCGACUAAAGCAAGCAUUUACUGAAGUCAAAUCUCGCCUGGAUUGCCAGGUAGCUUUAGCAGCAACAAAAGCAGAGUUAGAAAAGGAUUACAUGAUCGACUGGAUCACAAAUCAAGUCGUACAGAACAUUACACCUGAUCUGGAGAAGAAGAACAUCCAGUCUUGUUUAGCCCAGCUGCAGACUCUGUCAAAAUCAGCAAAGAUCUAGAGAACAUUGUGAUAUAGCUGGAUUUGUGUGGAACUCUUAUUUAAGAAAUAUUGAGGACAGACAUGUAUGUCAAUGCUUUCCUGUUAAAACAAAUGUGUACUGAUAUAAAUAAAGCCAGCUUUCCAAAUGCUGGAUAAAAAUUGA
Messenger RNA from Magallana angulata, 1387 nucleotides. RefSeq names its product ATP synthase F(0) complex subunit B1, mitochondrial-like. Gene Ontology annotation, molecular function: proton transmembrane transporter activity. The coding region runs from base 77 to 1243 and encodes 388 amino acids. Gene Ontology annotation, biological process: proton motive force-driven ATP synthesis. The record is from RefSeq and is a predicted model, not a curated record. The transcript has 9 exons. NCBI's taxonomy places the organism in Eukaryota, Metazoa, Mollusca, Bivalvia, Ostreida, Ostreidae.